Messenger RNA from Galeopterus variegatus (Sunda flying lemur), 2093 nucleotides. It is a transcript of the gene ARRDC2, whose product is annotated as arrestin domain containing 2. The record is from RefSeq and is a predicted model, not a curated record. Gene Ontology annotation, biological process: protein transport. The coding region runs from base 1 to 1134 and encodes 377 amino acids. NCBI's taxonomy places the organism in Eukaryota, Metazoa, Chordata, Mammalia, Dermoptera, Cynocephalidae. The transcript has 9 exons. Gene Ontology annotation, cellular component: cytoplasm; plasma membrane.
AUGUUGUUUGAGAAAGUGAAGGCAUUCGCCGUGCAGCUGGACGGCGCGACAGAGGGCGCCGAGCCCGUGUUCAGCGGCGGCCGGGUUGUGGCAGGCCGGGUCCUGCUGGAGCUGGCAGUCGCGGCUCGCAGCUACAGCGAGCGCCUGGAGGUCGUGAGCCACCGCGCCACGCUCCUCGCGCCAGACGCAGGCGAGACUACGACGCUGCCUGCUGGGCGACACGAGUUCCCGUUCAGUUUCCAGCUGCCCCCGACCCUAGUGACGUCUUUUGAGGGCAAACAUGGCAGUGUCCGUUACUGCAUUAAGGCCACGCUGCACCGGCCCUGGGUCCCAGCACGCCGGGCAAGGAAGGUGUUCACUGUCAUCGAGCCCGUGGACAUCAACACACCUGCCCUCCUGGCACCUCAAGCCGGAGCUAGGGAAAAAGUCGCCCGAUCCUGGUACUGUAACCGUGGCCUCGUCGCCCUCUCAGCCAAGAUCGACCGAAAGGGCUACACACCAGGAGAAGUCAUCCCUGUCUUUGCUGAAAUCGACAACAGCUCCACGCGCCCCGUGCUGCCUCGGGCGGCUGUGGUCCAGACGCAGACUUUCAUGGCAAGAGGUGCCCGGAAGCAGAAACGGGCGGUGGUGGCCAGUCUCGUGGGCGAGCCGGUGGACCCUGGGCGACGGACACUGUGGCAGGGUCGGGCACUGCGGAUCCCCCCCGUGGGUCCUUCCAUCCUGCACUGCCGAGUACUACAUGUGGACUACUCCCUCAAGGUCUGUGUGGAUAUCCCAGGCACAUCCAAGCUGCUCCUGGAGCUGCCACUCGUCAUUGGCACCAUCCCCCUGCACCCUUUCGGGAGCCGGUCAUCCAGCAUAUGCAGCCAUGCCGGCUUCCUGCUGGACUGGGGGCUGGGGGCCCUUCCAGAGCGGCCUGAAGCCCCUCCUGAGUACUCAGAGGUGGUAGCAGAUGAGGACAUGGCAGCCAUGGAGGAGAGUCCCUUCCCACUACUGCAAGAGCCCAACGUGAGCCUUGAAGGCCCCUUCUUCGCCUAUAUCCAGGAGUUCCGCUACCGCCCACCACCCUUGUACUCUGAGGAGGAUCCAAACCCACCUCCAGGGGAAAUCAGGCCACGCUGCAUGACCUGGUGAGUGACAAGUGGACACUUCGAGGGACAAGGGUGCAUACAUGCUUUUGGCCACUGUGACCACGGGGCUCACCAGCCUGACUGCGUUGAAGUUGGAGAAACUAAGUCCCAGUGUUGGGCAAGGCUGCUGCAGCAUCAUAGAGGAUGGAGGAAGAGCCGGGCUGGUAUCUGACUUACCUGGACUGGCUGUCCUCCUGAGGCACCGAAUGCCCAGCAUAGGAUCCAAGAGACUAUUUCAUCUGUUCAUGCCCAGCCUGUGGGCAGUGCUGGGGUCUCCCGGAGCCUCCCAUCUGGGAGAAACAAAGCCAGAUAAAGACACUUCUAAUCCUGUGGAACCAGAAGAAGGGACCCAGGGCUGGGAGAGACCAGAGGGGGAACAGAGAAGGCUUCCUGGAGGAAAGGGCAUUUUAGCUGAGGCGCUGGUGUAUGAAUAGGAGCUCAGCAGCCAGACAAGUGCAGAGGAAAAGUUGGAGAAGGUCAGAGCUGGAUGAUGUUUGGAGCCAACCCCCUUCAUCUCAGACUUGGGGACCCAAAGUGGGUGGUUACCUCAGUUGAGGCCACACAGUGAGGUCCGGAGAGUGAGAGGACUCAGGAAUGAGGCAUUCAGGAAAGCAGGUCAUUGGAGCUAUAUGGGGCCUGUGGGUGGGAGGGUCAGUGGUUCCAGCCUUUGAAGACUUUGAAAGCAAGAGAUUCCUGGCCCACGCUGGGACUACCUAUGAGCUCCUCCAAGUACCCCAGGACGUAAGAGCUAUCUGCCUGUCGUAUGGCCCAGGGAACCCAGGUUCAGGGCUGGACAGACUGGACCAGCUAUAUAACUUUCAACAGGAAAACACUGGGCCCCCAGUUCAAGGAUUAUUAAGAAUUUCAAGACAGUGACAGCAAAGCAUUAAACCAGACCCUGGGGACAGGUCAGCCUGGGUGACACCCAAAGGGGGGUGAAGUGCCCUUCUGAAGGCGUCUCAU